ACAGGAAGUGGGCGCAACAGAAAUUAGGGUCGGUCACUCGAAAAAAAAAAACAUUUAGAGGCAAAACAAUAAAGAUAAGAUCAGUUGUACAAUUAUCGUACAGUUUGAGUUGUUAUUGGAGAUGUAUAAAAUGUUUAUGUAGCUUUAAUGCCCAGAUGCAAUUUGUUGUAUAGAAUUCUUUGAAAUUUAUCUAAGUUUUGCAAAGCUGAAAAUUCCCUCGUAGUCACGGUAUGUUCUGGUAUCUGGACUCAUGGCUUCGCCUCUUAAUAAGACCCGUCUUCAACAAAGGCAAACUGGGGCCUCGGCUCAAUUUUCUUUAUCUGUCACACUGUCUUUGCUCUUGUGGAAGUUCAAGCUUACAGCCAAAUACUACAAUUCCUUAAUUCCUCACAGGGAACUGGGUCCCUGUGUAACGUGAGCAUCACACACCGUCAGAAGUUGGGGGAAAGUUCAUUGAAUUAGUUUGAGUGCUCUGCAGAAUUAAAUCCCUGCAUAGAAAUCCCAUGUUAAUGGCAGGUUGAACUCCCACGGUGUCCUUUUCCUCCCACUUCUUGAGGUGUAGAGUUACUAGGAAGAUGGGAAUGAGACAAAAUCCCGGCCAAGUCAAACUUGUGGGGUGAGAUCUGUAGGCAAUGGCAAAGAGAAAGCAGCCUCAACCAAUAGGGAGAGCAGAGGCCUUCCUCCACGCAGAGAUUUCCUUCAGCACCAUGCUAACAGGGCCUCCUCACAGAGGUCCCAUUGUGUACGGGCCUGUGGAUCCCCCUGUACAUGAAAGCAACACAUGCCAGAGUUUCACCCCAGGAAAAGGGUCAUGCAUGCGGGUGUACAGUGUGGGGUGGGUGCUCUGCGAGUGACCAAAAGCAAUCUGCUCUGGUCCAAUCGGUCUCAGUGCCUACCUUCACACGUAAGCGGUAGGGCACUCGGGUCUGCCAGAGCACACAGCCCUUCACAUACACACACACACCAACACACUUGUCACAUUUUUGCACACACACACACACACACACAUACACACACACACACACAUAUACACCCUCCCUUUUCAAGGCACCCUGUGCGACCUCUCACCAUUGGCCAAGUCCCGGAGCCCUCAGCAUCUCCAUCACGGCUGAAGGGACCAUUCGGGAAAGCAGGACACAGAGGUGGACUAUGAGGAUGCUUGUGCGGCUUGUGCUGGGACUCUUCGUCCUCAAAGCGGUGGUGGCCAGCCCCAGGUUUUCUCGACAAGCCGACUUGGACUCAUACGACACGGACAACUACGAUGUGGACAUAGACGAUUUAAAUUCAGAGAACCAGGAAAAUUACGACUAUGAAGAUGGGAUGACAACUGCUGAUCCCGAGGUAGAGAUCGGAAGGCUGGACCCAGACGACUACAACCUAGGAGAAAAGGAAGACGAAGAAGAGGAGGAGGCAGUGGAGCUGCCCCUGAAGCCCUUUGUCGUCCCUCAGGGUUCAGGGGGAUCUGGGGUUCUCAUGGGUCCGAACACACAGAAAGAGGUGGAGCUGCGUCUGGCGCCCAGUGAAGUCCUACAUAUUUCCGGGGAUUUUGAGGGCUCUGUAGGGUCUGAAACCUCAGCAGCUUCUGGGGCUUCUGGGUCUGGGGUCUCAGGACACCUACUGGUCUCUGGUGACUCUGGGAGUUCUGGUGACAUUGUCUUUACCUCUGGCGCCUCUCAUGAACUUUUCAGCUCUGGGGCUUCUGACGAUAACGUCAGAAUCUCUGGAGAGGAGCUCCUCGGCUCUAGUGGCUCUGGUGAAAUUCUAGUAAUCUCGGGAGCCUCUGGGGAGCUUCUUGGCUCAGGGGGUUCUGGUGACAGUGUCAGAAUCUCUGGGGCCUCUGAUUAUUCUGGGGGUUCAGGUGACAUUCUCCUGAUUUCUGGAGCAUCUGAGGAACUCCUCAGCUCCGGGGGUUCUGGUGACAGUGUCUCUGGAGCCUCUGGGGAGGAACUUCUCGGUUCUAGUGCUUCUGGUGAGAUUGUCCUAAUCUCGGGAGCCUCUGAGGAACUCCUAGGUUCUGGAGACAUUAUCCAUAUCUCUGGAGCCUCUGAGCUACUCUUUAGCUCGAGUGGCUCCGGGGAGUUCUUGGUAUCAGGCGAUGUCCUGAUUUCUGGAGAUCUCUCCGGAUCCGGGGAUUCCUCUGGAUUCACAGAAACCACAACGUCUGGAGCCUCUGGAGACCUUGGCUCUGGGGGUUCUGGGAUCUCAGGCUCCGGAGUGUCUGGGGACCAGUCUGGUUCUGGGUUCUCUGGUGAUCUUUUGAGCUCAGGGGCCCCUGACAGCUCUGGGGUUUCUGGGGUCUCUGGCGAGUCUGGGGACGUAGAGAUAACUCUGUUGCCUGGAGAGGAGGAGCUGCCCCUCAUUCCCACCUCCCCCCCCCAUGAGGUAACCGGGGAUUCUGAGGAGAUAUCAGGGGUUUCUGGAAUCUCAGGGGCCUCAGGGAAAACUGAAACCUCUGGCGACUUAACUGUCCCUGAAACCUUUGAGACUUCUGGUGUCUCUGGAGAGACUGAGGUCCCUGAGGUGAUUUUGCUCCCUGAUGAUCAUGAUGAAGAAGAGGAGGAGCGGCUUCCGACCACACCACAAACCUCUCAGGAGGUUGGUGGCACUAUAGAAGGCUCAGUGAGCCUUGAAUUGCCAGAGCCUCUCGAACCUGAGGAGCCUGGUGUUACUGUGACUCUCCCAGGUAUGCCCACUUGCUUGCUGUGCACCUGUCUUGGUGGCUCGGUCUACUGCGAUGACUUGAAGCUGGACAGUGUACCGCCUCUCCCCAAAGACACCACUCACUUCUACGCCCGCUACAACCGCAUCACCAAGAUCCACAAGUCGGACUUCGCCUCCAUGAACAAACUGAAGAGAAUCGACUUAACCGCCAACGAGAUUAAGACCAUUGAUGAGAAAGCAUUCUUGGGUCUCCCUGAACUGGAGGAGCUGGUGAUUCGGGAAAAUCACCUCUCACAGCUGCCUGCCCUCCCAGAGACCAUGACCCUGAUCGACGCCAGCCAUAACUACAUCGGCAGCAGGGGUAUUCACAAAGAGGCCUUCAAAGAUAUGACUAGCCUGCUGUACCUGUACCUGACGGACAACAACAUCGAUUACAUCCCUGUGCCUCUGCCAGACAGCCUGCGAUCUCUACACCUGCAGAAUAACAAUGUCCAGAUGAUGCACGAGGACACAUUCUGCAACCUGAAAGACUUCAACUACAUCAGGAACGCGCUCGAGGACAUCCGUUUGGACGGAAACCCCAUCAACCUCAGCAAGACCCCGCAGGCUUACAUCUGCCUGCCACGCAUACCCAUCGGGGAUCUCAUUUAACCACACAGACACAUAGCAACCCAUGAAUUCAACCACAUCUUUGUACAUACUGUUAUACAGAUACCGUUCGUUCACUCGUCAGCCAGUCGGUUGAUUGCAACAGCAUUUUGACACUGCUCACAUGCUGCUGAUGUCUGCUGCAGUUCAAUAAGUCUCUGUGGAAAUGUGUGUCUCCAAGGGCCACCAACACAUGAAUCAGUCAGACACUAGUGGUCAAGCACAUAUACACUGCUCUACUCCUCACGCCAGGUACCGUCACUCAAACAAAUCUCCACAAAGACAGUAAGUGACAUUCAGAGUAACCAGUUCAUUAAAUAACGUGUCUGUUCAAGACUGGCAAAAGCAACCAGUAAGUUGGUUGAGACGUAUUUGUUUUGUAAAAAUAUUAAACUUAUUGAUUACACUUUCAAAAAUGUAUACUCCCAUGAACGUAUUGAAGCUGGAGCUUAAUGAAAGGACAAUUGAGAAUCCAUUGCAAUAAAAGACGCAUUUAAACACAAUUCUUUGUUGUAAAGUCUGUACUGUAAUAUAAAAUUAUAUAUUCAGAUUUUUUUUACAUGAAUUGCAGUAUCUGGUAUAUUAAAUUUCAAAAGGCAAUGUUUUAACUGUGCACAAUAGCUUAUAUCAAAGAGUCUAAUGUCUAGAGUGGUCAAAUAAAAACUAAUGUAUAAUUUGGGAGGGGGGCUGUUCAUUUUGAUUAUGGACGGGGUUGAGAAUAAUUCUAGCUCGCUGUUGUGUGCUCUGUAUGGAAUAACCACAAGUGAAUAAAGUUGAUUUAAACACCUCCCUGAA
Molecule: messenger RNA, 4104 nt
Organism: Betta splendens (Siamese fighting fish)
Lineage: Eukaryota; Metazoa; Chordata; Actinopteri; Anabantiformes; Osphronemidae
Gene: epyc
Product: epiphycan
Exons: 12
Coding region: 1150-3312 (720 amino acids)
Molecular function (GO): protein binding
Source: RefSeq, a predicted model, not a curated record